AUGAAGGAAAUCAAUGAAGCGUCAUCUGAAGAAAUAAAUCGGGAGUUGAUUACUUACAUACAAAGAAAGUUUUAUUUUGAUAGAGUACAAAGAUACCUAACUCAACAAAUAAAUAAAUUAAAAGCUACUUUAACAAAAAGGUGUAAACAUUUAGCUGCUUUAAUUGGCAAAAUUGCUUCAAUGACCUCGAGAAUCUUCACGAAGCUCUUCGUUAUCAUUUCAUCAUCCUUUGAACUUAAAACAACAUCUGAAUUUGAAAUUGCGGAUGAUAAAGAGUGA
This is a messenger RNA of Clunio marinus, 279 nucleotides long. NCBI's taxonomy places the organism in Eukaryota, Metazoa, Arthropoda, Insecta, Diptera, Chironomidae. The record is from the annotation of a GenBank genome assembly.